Messenger RNA from Amphimedon queenslandica, 921 nucleotides. RefSeq lists its product as uncharacterized. The coding region runs from base 43 to 852 and encodes 269 amino acids. The record is from RefSeq and is a predicted model, not a curated record. The transcript has 3 exons. NCBI's taxonomy places the organism in Eukaryota, Metazoa, Porifera, Demospongiae, Haplosclerida, Niphatidae.
CCCUGUGUACUGGAAACAUGUGCAGUUGAUGUCUUGGAAAAGAUGAGGAGGCAGUUUAGUGAAAGCUGUGACCCUUUGGUUCUGAGUUGGGAAGAAAAUGUUAUACCACAGGGAAUGUACCCAGCACUGGUGGUCAGUCUCUUGAAGGAAGAAUUUAAGAUGUUAAAGAGACAGGUACCUUAUCGUAAUGCCAUCAAGCUACAAUCAACAGAUUUAGGAGUUAACGUUCUACUGGUGGAUACUAUCGAGUGGUUGGAGAUACAUUGUGAUGGACCUGCUGGUCCAGUACAGGAUGUAUGUCCAAAGCUAAGAGUCCUAGUCCAUGGAUCCAUACAGUCUGUCUCCAGCAAGUUUUCUUACAGUAGCAAUACAUUGGAGGGAACUCUUUGCCAAGCCUGUACAGCUGGUGUAUGCCGUUGUAACAAAGCUGGAACUAGUAUAACAUGCACUAAUGGUGACUGCAGUAAAGCAAGGGAAAUAGGAUCACGUCAGUCCUGCUGGUUUAAACCACCAGCUACAGAUUCGGUUCCUUGUGGAGCAUCUGCUGAUGAAGUUUCAUCUGAUAAAAGUACAAGUAAAAAAAAGACACCAGAGCUGAAACAACUAAUGAAGAUAUUCAUGCCAUCAGUUAAUCAUUAUGAGCUAAUAGGAAUAGGAUUAGAUGUUGAUGUAUCUGAUCUUCAGCCACUACCUACCAUGACUAUUAUGAACCUACGCCUUGUCUUCCAGAGGUGGAUGGAUUCAGGUGAAGAUGUUAACUGGGAUAAACUAAUUGAAGUGUGUGAGGAUUUUCCAGAGCAGCUUGGUAAAGCAAAGAAUAAACUAGACAAUUUUCUCCUGCAAACUAAAUAAAAUUUUAACUUAAUAUUAUUAUCUUUUUAUAGCUGCAUGCCACUCGACAUGAGUUAUUAAUAACAUUAU